Prunus armeniaca (apricot) is the source of this 270-nucleotide messenger RNA. Lineage: Eukaryota; Viridiplantae; Streptophyta; Magnoliopsida; Rosales; Rosaceae. The record is from the annotation of a GenBank genome assembly.
AUGGUUGGAAGCAUGAAGACGAGAGGCAAACCCGCCGCGAUGGCUAAAUCCGCGACGGCCCAAAGCCACUUCGCCCACGAUCCAGCGAUCGACAUGGUGGCACCACUACCUCUCACCACCGCACCGGCCACCGCCGCUGAACAUGGUGGAACCUCCUAUCAAGGUGGGCUUGUUACCACCGCCGACUUAGGCCCGGUCUUGGAGCAACUUCAAGUGUUCCCUCCAUUGCCUCCACGCUUGACACAUGCUCCCGCGCACACCUCCAAUUAA